Molecule: messenger RNA, 1290 nt
Organism: Rotaria socialis
Lineage: Eukaryota; Metazoa; Rotifera; Eurotatoria; Philodinida; Philodinidae
Source: the annotation of a GenBank genome assembly
AUGAAAGAUCCAACAAAUGAAGCUUACACAAAUUUAAAUUCAUUUUCUCGUCCAUACAACGAUCAAUACAUUCAAUUAAAAGAUGAUUUAGAUAAAUGGCAUUAUGAAAUGAUUGAACUUAUUCAAGAUAUGUAUUUAAAUACAUUAAUUGAAUUGGACACAUCCUAUGAACGAUUGGAUACAUUUCGUCAAACACUUUAUGUUCUACUUGAUGAUGAGCCAUUGGCAGAUAAAGCAGUUUCUAUGACAUCAUCCGACAUAAUAAAUAUCUCUUCUCGAUUGUCAUGGAUUGAAAAUGAAAUUGAUUCAAUAUCAAAUUUAUUUUUUCAUAUAAAUUGUCAAGUUAAACUAACCGAUCGACCAUAUCUUAUUGAUUCGAAUGCAUCAUCGAUUGUUCCAUGUCGUAUUUUAAUAAAACGUGAGCAAGCUGAUCAAUUACCAAAAUUAGUUAAUAAUACUCUGUAUACUUUAUUAACACAUCCAUCAUCGCCAGAAGCUAUUCUUGUAUCAAAUAAUGUGCAACAGUUAACUUCCGUUAUUCAACAAAUUCUAUUACAAACAAAUGAAUUACGUGUAUUAAUUCAUGAAUUAUAUGUACCCUUUAUCAUAGGGCAAUUAGGGAGUCGAGCAAAAAUGCUUAAAGAGAAAUAUGCAUUGAAUAAUUUGAAAAUUUAUCCAACAUGUGCUCCAUUAUCAACUGAACGUAUAAUUCUAUUGACUGGGUCAAAACAAGGAAAAAUUAUUGAAUGUUUAAUAGAAAUUUAUCAAACACAAUGUCAAACAUCAUUUAUAGAUCUGAAACAGCAAACAAAUUUUCCGUAUUCACCUGAAUUUUAUGAUGUUUCAUUAGUUGAUGAUUAUGGUGGUUUUAAUGAUCGACAAGUUCAAUUGGUUAUGCACCGAUCUAUGAAUACUUCUGUGAUUGUCAAUAAUCCUAAUGAUGAAGAAGAUUUAAAUGGUUAUCAAGAUGAAGAUAUAGAAGAUUUUGAUAAUGACAUAAAUAAUUAUCAAACUGAAACAGUUGAAUCAUUACGUGAAAGACGUUGGACAUUAUCCGAUGCACAAGCUGGAGCUUUAUUUGGGCCAAAUUCAUCACGUUUGCAUCAAAUUCGAAGUGAAUCAAAUGCUUGGAUUGUUAUUUAUGAAGCUGAAGGGAAAAGUACAAGACGACCAAUGUCUAUUCGAGGUACAAAAGCAGAAAUUGAACAUGCAACAAAAUUAAUCUUAGAAACUAUCAAACGUCAUGAUAGAAAAUUACCAUUAAAAUAUAAUCAUAAAGGUGGAAAAUAA